This is a messenger RNA of Entrophospora candida, 624 nucleotides long. Lineage: Eukaryota; Fungi; Glomeromycota; Glomeromycetes; Entrophosporales; Entrophosporaceae. The record is from the annotation of a GenBank genome assembly.
AUGGAUUGUCUGCCAAUCUCUGGAUUUGUCAAAGCUUGUUAUAGUGGAUCUCGUUAUAGUGGAAAUCAUGUGGUUUUAUGGCAAUCUUUUACAUUAAUGGUGACAUUUAGAUUGCCAAAACAAGACAAAUUAAUUGUCACCUAUAAUUUAAUGAAAUCACAAGCUGGUAAUAUAAUAAAAGAGAAGGAUAAAUGGACAUCUAUUAAUACCUCAAAUGUAAAAUUUAGCAAUUUAAAAAGAGAAAGAGGUGCUAGAUUUCCUGAGGUUGAAGCUGCAUUGUAUUUAUGGAUGAGUCAAGCUUUGGCAUUAAAUUUAGCUAUUAAUGGGGAUAUAUUAAAAAGCAAAGCAACACAUUUUGCUGAGAGAUUACAAGUAACAAGUUUUGCAGGUGAAGCAAAUAGUGCACCUUUAGAAACACUAAAUGAUGAAAGAGCGAUUUUACAAGAAGUUAUUGGGGAAUAUGAUCUUUGUGAUGUCUAUAAUAUUGAUGAACCUGAACUAACUGAUGAAGAAAUUAUUAGAGCAGUAGAGCCAAAUCCUGAGGUUGAUGAUUCUGAUAAAGAGGAAGAGGUGGAAACAAUGGUUAUUUCUGAUAAAGAGGCAUUAAAUAAUUUAGAAAAGUGA